AUGGCGGCCCACUUUCAAGUAGGCUGGAUGACCAUAUUGCUUGCCGGCUGCACUUCCUCCAACAGUCUCACUAAUGUGUACCUACUCUCCGUCUCCUACCUAAAUACGACUACCUUGACCGCCGACCCUGCGCAAGUCAAUUCGAAUAUUUCAAACACAUUUUCCGGUCUUACCGGUGCCGGAAUAUGGCUCUGCUCUAGCAGCGCGACUACCCUGGCGAAUCUAUUGAAGUCUCAAACUGUGGGUGCUAGUCUGUUUGAAGGUAGUGUUGGGGAUCCCUUAAAUUUAAUUUGGAUCGCUGGGAAGUUCAAGGAGGAGAUAGUUUUUGACGGUUUGGUAUUUACUGCCGUUCCUCUGGUAUUCAUAACAAUACUUCUCCUAGCAACUUUCCCCGGUUGGCACGAAGAAGGGGAUGCUGAGGGCAGCGAGCGAGAAGCCAAACCCUUCCCAUCGCGGCCAGUAUCACAGCUUGCGUUGGGACUAAUUACCUUGGCUUCACUGUUUGCGUUUGUGUCAUCAUUAUGGCAACACAUUGUGUUGGUAUCGCAGGUCGGAAUUCAACCCAUAUUCCAACACAUUGCAACAUCGGCCGCCGCCAGUAUGAUCCGAAGUCUAUCGUACGGAACAGUGAGGGGACAUGUUGGCCCAGCGGCUAUGGCACUGGGCUGGGUUGGCGUAUUCUUCUCAAUAGUGGUCACAAUUGGGCUGCUGAUCAUGGUCUUGUCCAUCAGAGUCCUAGCUGAGACCUUUGCCGAAGGGAGUUAA
This is a messenger RNA of Lachnellula hyalina, 765 nucleotides long. RefSeq lists its product as uncharacterized. The transcript is spliced from 5 exons. Bases 1 to 765 code for a protein of 254 amino acids. Lineage: Eukaryota; Fungi; Ascomycota; Leotiomycetes; Helotiales; Lachnaceae. Gene Ontology annotation, biological process: conjugation with cellular fusion. Gene Ontology annotation, cellular component: membrane; mating projection tip. The record is from RefSeq and is a predicted model, not a curated record.